AUGAGGUAAACACAAGGAAGUUCAUGUCAUCUAUGAGAUUAUGAUUUGUCGCUAUUGUAGAGCAAAGUAAUUGACUUCGAUAAAUGCAACAUAAAGGAAAUAUACCAAAGCAACGUUUUGAGCUACAGAUUGAUGGGAAUACCUGUUGAUUCAAUGGUAAUCAGACAAUACAUAUUUGGCCUUAUCUGACAUAAUGUCUUCAGUACAUCUUUACAUGUAGGCUACCUAUCUCAUGAAUCUGAAUGAGUCUCUAGUGCUUGCAGUGCGAGGGUCGAUCAUCAUCAUCAUCGUCAUUGGGGUGAUCAUAGAGAUGUCUGAUGAGCGAGGAUGACAAAGUGAUGAUAGUAAGGAUGAUUACGCAGCUUACUCAUUACUGAUUGGCGGAUGGAUCGUCUUGCUACCGGAAGAUCAGGGAGUUGACUACCAUACUUUUUUGGGAAUUUGUCGAAAAAUUACAAUGAGGUGCACGAAAUUUGCAAGGAAGUCCUUCCUGUGUGGCGUUGUGGUGGUAAACAUUCUGAUUCUGUAUUUCAUGUUUCAUCGACAAAAGUCUGACAGUCUUGAGCACCCGAGGAGGGGCUCUCAGGAAAACGUUGCAGUUAAAAACUUAUGUGAGGAGUCUGUUACAUUUGUAAUUUGCGAAUUCGAAGACUUUGGGAACAGUGUGCAAUUGACUGUUGACGUGAUUGUAAAAUUUUUCCCCAAUUGUAAGAUUUUGAUAGUUGCUGAUCAUCUUCCAUAUCCUUCCAUAAAUAUUGAUUCCAAAAAUGUGAAAAUGGUAGUUACUAAAUUAGCUCCUGACAAACCAUUUUCCGCUCUACAGCCUCUCAAUUUCAUUGAUUCAGAAUAUGUGGUGUUUGUCCCUGACGGUACUGUGAUAGACAGUUCACAAACAAUAGCCUCCUUGAUUGUUAUGCUGAAGAGUAAUCAUGCUGUACAAUUGAUAGUAGCAGGAGCUGGCAGUGCUUUGAAAGACUCUGAUUUCUUAGCCAUUGAGCCAAACCUUAGGGAGUGGACUCUGACGUAUUCUAUAUCUUUGAACCCUGGGAGUUGUGACGGGCUCGCAGUGGAUUCUGUUUUAUUGAUACCAAGCAGUAUUAUGAAAAAUCUGUCUGAUCCAUUUGCCAGGCCAUUCGGAGAGGCAUUUUUCAUUCAGAGUGCUCUGCGGAACUGGAAAAUACAGAUUGCUAAAGUUGUAUUUUAUCGUCAUGAAGGAUACCUUGCUGAUGAUCAUAGGAAGUGGAAGCAUAAUAUAUAUGAGAAGGAGAGGUUGCGUAUCCUGUACAAGAGGUUUGGUUUCAAGAAGGUUGUUCGGACCAAUGGCCUUGAGGAGUGGUAUGGAUGUCACAAGGAUACUACUAGAUGUUUUGGUUCGGUGUAUGCCGAUAUGCCAGAGUUCAUCUUUGAAGAGCGCUGGACUCCACCGUGCUGUCUUAGACACCUUCGAGAAACCGCUAAGCACGUGUUCACCAUUUUAGACAAUGCUGGUGUCCGAUAUUGGCUCGAGGGUGGAAGUCUUUUGGGAGCUGCUCGUUCUGGUGAUAUCAUACCGUGGGAUUAUGACAUUGAUAUCGGUAUUUAUCAAGAGGACAUUCCGAAACUACCGCUACUCAAAAACUGUGAACUUCAGUCAAUUGUUGAUGAUGAUGGUUUUGUCUGGGAAAAAUCGAAGCAGCAUGAGGGUGAUUUCUACCGAGUUCAGUUUAGUGAUGCAAAUCAUCUCCAUGUAGACAUUUUUCCGUUUUUUCCCAAGAAUGGAAUAAUGACCAAAAAUACUUGGAUGAAAUCUCAUCAGCAGGACUGUGAAUUCCCAGAAAAGUACUUGAAGCCCCUGACAAAGAUUGCUUUUGUUGGACUGCAGGCAUCUUCCCCAAAUAAUGUCAAGGAUUUUCUCGAGUUGAAAUUUGGUAAGGGUGUGAUUGAGAACCCACAAUAUCCUGACCCAAAACGGAAGAAGUUCUCAGAUGACCAAAAGCCUUAAUCAUGUGAAUCUGUGGCAGAAAAUCUGAAGAGUUCAGUUGCCAAAGCAGGGAAACGCCAUUCCGAAAAAAAUUGAGAUGGCUCUGGUAAAAUUAAGGUGACAGAAACCCGGAUCUAAGUAUCAAUCCAUUUUAUUCCAAACCCGAAAAAUCCUUUUGGAACUCAUGUAUCAAAUUUAUAAAAUGUCACUUUUAACCCUUAGAGAGACAUCAGACAAGUUGCCAUUAUGUUUUACUUGGAAAGAUCUGUUAGUGGAUUAAGUGGUUUUUGCGUCUGAACUCUUCAUGUGGUGAAUCUCAAAAUUCAUGAGACAUGUACGUCUAUAUUUUUAUGUCAGAAAGAACCUUUACAUCAGACAAAUUCUUUUUUACAACUUUUGUACGCAAGGGUUGAAUCGUUUGGGGAGUGGUGUCAUAUAUUUGAGUUUUCCUUCUCUUAGAGUUAGACGGGUAGCUGACCAUGGCUAAGGAAACCAGUCCCCACCAGAUAAAUCAGUGUUGGCAGUAAGUCUUGGUGAAUAGAUUAAAACCUAAAGUAGCUGUAUUAUGGUGUACUAUUGAUUUCUAAUUCAGCCCUAAAUUCCGGCCCAUAUAGUAGUGAUUUGCUCUAGAGUACCAUGAUAUAUGUUUCUUAAUGCAUAUUUAAUGUCCUCUUCAUGUAUUGUAACUAGUUGUUCAUGAAAUGGGAAAAUCUGUAAUCAUGUCUGUACGGUACAUGGAUAGCAAUGUCUUCACUUGUAUCAAACAUAUAAUCUCAGUUUGAUGAUCACAAUCUUUUGUUGCCUGGUCAACCAGCCUCUCUGGUCCCCUAGUCUCAGUUUUGUUGGAGGCUGGGUGACAACAAUUGUCUGCAAAUAGCUCCCCUGAUUACUGGCAAGCUAUUUAUAGAUUGAAUGCGUGUUUGUGGGUGUUAGACAUUGGUGCAAUACUUAUGUGCUCUGCUGUACAAAAUGUUCUUAAGUUUUAGAGGACUUCAUGUUUAACUCAAUGAGAUUAGAGAAUUCAAAAAGAUUUUUAAUGUACCCGGUAGGUGUCUCAGGGACACACAUUUAUAUUAUAGCAUUUAUGUGCAUUUUAUGUCAUGU
This is a messenger RNA of Lineus longissimus, 3064 nucleotides long. RefSeq names its product ribitol 5-phosphate transferase FKRP-like. The coding region runs from base 458 to 1981 and encodes 507 amino acids. Gene Ontology annotation, cellular component: Golgi apparatus. Gene Ontology annotation, biological process: protein O-linked glycosylation via mannose. The record is from RefSeq and is a predicted model, not a curated record. Lineage: Eukaryota; Metazoa; Nemertea; Pilidiophora; Heteronemertea; Lineidae. The transcript has a single exon.